GGCUUUGGUUCGCGAUGGAAGUAAACAUAAAGAGAUGGACUCGGCGAGGAAGAGACCUCCGUCCACGCUGAAGUGGUGCUUCUCGGAGCUCCGCGAACUAUUCCGUAGCUGAACAGAGUAGCGCCGGCAUUCUCAGGGGGUUUCAUUCCUUCGGUUUGUGUGUGUCUGAGCGCCGAGGGGCACCGUCCCCAGCGGCCCGGGCAGCGGGGUAGGCUGCUCAGUGAUGCUCCUCUCGCUCCCCCGCGAAGAUGGAUGAGAAGUCCGGCGGCGCUCGGCUCCUGCUCGCCCUGCUCAUGCUGCUGCUCUUCGGUCUCAUCGUACUGCAGUACGUGUGCCCGGGAACCGACUGCCAGCUGCUGCGCCUGGCCUCGCCGGGGGGCGGCGGCCGGGGCUCCGGGGGCGGCGGGGCGGACGGUGGCGGCGGCGGCGGCGGAGGAACCGGGGGCUCUGGCGGUGGAGGGGACCCGUACGUGGCGGAGGACCGCAGCCUCGCCCGCUUCGUGCCUCGCUUCAACUUCACGGCGAGCGACCUGAGCCGCUUCGUGGACUUCAACAUCAAGGGCGACGACGUGAUCGUGUUCCUCCACAUCCAGAAGACCGGCGGCACCACGUUCGGGAGGCACUUGGUGCGGAACCUGCGCCUCGAGAGGCCGUGCGAGUGCCGCGCGGGCCAGAAGAAGUGCACGUGCUACCGGCCCGGCAAGCGCGAGACGUGGCUCUUCUCGCGCUUCUCCACGGGCUGGAGCUGCGGGCUGCACGCGGACUGGACCGAGCUCACGAGCUGCGUGCCCGCGCUCAUGGACACCCGCGAGCCGUCCAGGACGCAGACCCCCAGGAACUACUACUACAUCACCAUCCUGCGUGACCCCGUGUGGCGUUACCUAAGCGAAUGGCGACACGUGCAGCGCGGCGCCACCUGGAAGGCCUCCCUGCACAUGUGCGACGGACGCGCCCCGACCCUGUCGGAGCUGCCCAGCUGUUACCCUGGUGAUGACUGGUCGGGCUGCUCGCUCGAGGAGUUCAUGGACUGCCCGUACAACAUGGCCAACAACCGGCAGACGCGCAUGCUGGCCGACCUCAGCCUGGUGGGCUGCUACAACGUGUCGGCCAUGAGCGAGCAGGAGCGCGGCGCCGUCCUUCUGGAGAGCGCCAAACAAAACCUGCGCAGCAUGGCCUUUUUCGGCCUCACCGAGUUCCAGCGCAAGACGCAGUAUCUGUUUGAACGCACCUUCCAGCUGUCCUUCAUCGCGCCGUUCACGCAGCUGAACGGAACGCGCGCCACCAGUGUGGAGGUGGACGCGGAGACGCAGCGGCGCAUCCGGCAGCUCAACAGCUGGGAUGUGGAGCUGUACGAGUAUGCCCGCGACCUCUUCCUGCAGCGCUUCCAGGUGGCACGGCAGCAGGAGCGCCGCGAGCAGCGCCAGCGCAGGCAGCAGGAGAGACGACGGAGGCAGAGGGGGAGGGGUUCCGCUCGGCGAGGGGACUCGGGAGGGAGCCCAGGGGAGGAGCGCCAAGCUUUGGCGACCCUCUACCAGGGGCAGGCAGAGCAUGGUGGCAAGGCAGGGGACUGGGUGGAGGACAAGGUACUGAGCUCCUGGUGGGAGCUGGAGGACAACGAGACCACUGAGGACUAUCUGGACAAUGUUGAACAGUGGCGGUAAUGGGGGUGGGGGUGGGAGUGUGGGGUGUGGGGUCAGUCUAGGAUUGGACCCUGCGAUCAGCCAGUUUGUGCUGAUUGACAGGUAUUUAACUGACCCUGUUUAAACACACCUCCCAGAACUGAACACUGCAUCUCUCAGCAUAUGGCCAGUUUAUUUUUUUAUUAUUUUUUUUAAUCUGCUAUUAUUUAUUUAGUUUUUACCACUUCAGCACAAAUGUUACUUCAUGCCAAGAUGCUGGAACUGGUGUGAAAUGGUUUCUUGACACUACUAAGCCCCAGCCUCCGUCCGCACGUAGCUGCUGUCCGCCUCCUGUCAUUCCUCAUGUUCUGUUCGUCUUUCCAAAGAGGGGAAUUUAAAUGUAACAAACUGACUUUGAUUGCUGCUUGUUUAAUUUUGUUUUAUGAUCCCAUGAUUAUUGAUUAUAAUCAAACUGUUUGUUCUGUAGCACAUUCUGUUGUCAUUGUUUUAUAUCAACAUAUUUAUGUUUAGCUCUCAAGAUCAAGAAAAUAUUUUGGGUUGUUUCACAAAGCAAGCUUGCAUAAACUGGCGAGAAAAGUAAUAGACAUGUUGACAAGAGAGCGUUGUCUAACAAACACUUCUGAUCGUCCUGAUUAUUAAUAAUUUUGGCAAAAGUUAUCCAGUUAACUACGUAAUGUCAUUUUUGGAAAUAACCAACAGGUUUAGUAUUGUGGUUUUGUUUUGCUGUGUAUGGGCUCUCCACAGCACAGCUCUUUCUCACCAGGAUGCCUCUGGGCCAAGGUGGGUGAGUGAGUGUGUGCACAUGUACACCCCUCCUCAGCCCAUUGCUUUUAUAAGUCUGUGUUUCUCCCAGUUUUUACCCAGUUAUGCCUUUUUGUACCAGAGCAGCCACUGGCCCCUCACUGCAAAACCUUUGCCACAUAAAUCACAGUGUGGGAAGUAGGAGUGGCCUGGGAAUCAGGCAGCAGUGGUUCGACCCAUUCUAACAGUCAAACUCCAGCUCUCCAGGGGAUAUGAGGUCCCUCUGGGGUGAAGAUUGCAGUCCUGAUCAGCCCAGCGGUUCAUACUGGGGUCAAAGUGCUAGUGUGAAAUCGGCUUUAGAACGAAGAACAGCAUCACGAAAUGAACGUGACGCCGAUGAUGACACAGCACUGCUCCUCUUCACCUGGCUUCCAUGGUCCCCUCUGAACUUUGACAUAGCUGUCAGCCAGGUGCUCCACGACAGCUGCGUGGCGUCUGCUCUCCUCUCGCCAGCCGCAUCGGAGACGUUUCACAGCGUAGCCAUAUUCUGCCUUAAAGUGCCAACUUCCAAUGGCUUUCAGAAGGGAUCUUUUUUAAAAAGUGACGUACAUUAUGGUACAUGAUUGGUUGCAGCCCACAAACAGCGAUCAUGAAGCUAUUUUUGACAGAACAGGUCGCUGUACUGCCUGGUGUCCUGUGGUGGGAGGAGGUCCAGGUGCAACCAUAGGACACAGAUCACUAUCCCCUGACCCCUAAGUCUCAGCUAAAUGGCUGAGCACAGGUGAAAAAUAACAAAAAGGGAGACCAUAACUGACAAACCCUCUACUGCGACUAUCAUCUGUGUGUCAACUAACAGUCUGUUGUGCUCUCUGUGUGGUACGAGUGUCAGGUCAAAGUUAACUCUUCUACCUGGUUGUUUGUUCAUCAACACAAAUCCGUGCUGUAAAACUGUACAUUCCCAAACAGCUACCCAUGACAU
This is a messenger RNA of Scleropages formosus (Asian bonytongue), 3360 nucleotides long. RefSeq names its product heparan sulfate 6-O-sulfotransferase 2 (gene hs6st2). Bases 249 to 1661 code for a protein of 470 amino acids. The transcript is spliced from 2 exons. Gene Ontology annotation, molecular function: heparan sulfate 6-sulfotransferase activity. The record is from RefSeq and is a predicted model, not a curated record. Gene Ontology annotation, cellular component: membrane. NCBI's taxonomy places the organism in Eukaryota, Metazoa, Chordata, Actinopteri, Osteoglossiformes, Osteoglossidae.